Messenger RNA from Drosophila guanche, 1366 nucleotides. Its product is annotated as actin-related protein 2-like. Gene Ontology annotation, molecular function: actin filament binding. Bases 124 to 1338 code for a protein of 404 amino acids. Lineage: Eukaryota; Metazoa; Arthropoda; Insecta; Diptera; Drosophilidae. The record is from RefSeq and is a predicted model, not a curated record. Gene Ontology annotation, cellular component: actin cortical patch; Arp2/3 protein complex. The transcript has 2 exons. Gene Ontology annotation, biological process: Arp2/3 complex-mediated actin nucleation.
GCGAAUUAAAUUAACAAUACUUCCCGGAUUCAUGCCUUUAAGAGCGAGUAGCAUUAUUAGGUGCACAAUUAAUCCGCAGCACAACUUCUCAUCAUAUUAAUUACUCCCAAAACAACUUUCAAAAUGGACAGCAAGGGUCGCCACAUAAUCGUCUGUGACUAUGGCACGGGAUCCGUAAAGUGUGGACUGGCUGGCAGUAACUUUCCCGCGCACAUUUUUCCCUCAAUGGUGGGGCGUCCCAUGCUUCGUGCACUAAAUAAAAUCGAAGUGGAUAACCUGCAAGUGGACGAUGUGAUGGUCGGCGAUGAGGCGCUCGAGCUGCGCUCAUUGCUUGACUUAUCCCAUCCCAUGGAGAAUGGUGUCAUACGUAACUGGGAGGACAUGUGCCAUGUGUGGGACCACACAUUCGGGCCAAAGAAGUUGGCCAUUGAGCCCACAAACUCCAAGAUACUGCUGACAGAGUCGCCCAUGAUGGUGGCCAAGGAUCGGGAGCUGAUUACCGAGUUGCUCUUCGAGCAAUACGGCUUCGAGGGAAUCUACAUGGCCUCCCAAGCGGUGCUCGCGCUGUAUGCCCAGGGUCUGAUGACGGGCGUUGUGAUCGAUGCUGGGGAUGGCAUGACGCACAUUUGCUCCGUCUACGAGGAGGCUGCUCUGCCACAUUUGACCAAGCGGCUGGAGGUUUCCGGUCGGGGCAUUACGCGCCAUUUGAUCAAGUUGCUGCUGCAACGGGGCUACGUGUUCAACGACUCCGCGGACUUUGAAACUGUGCGUCUGAUGAAGGAGAAACUCUGCUACGUUGGCUACGACAUUGAGCAGGAGCAACGGCUGGCCGUGGAGACCACAGUCCUGGUGGAGUCCUACAAGCUGCCCGAUGGUCGAGUCAUCAAGGUUGGCGGCGAGCGUUUCGAGGCGGCGGAAGCUUACUUUCAGCCACAUUUAAUCGAUAUCGAGGGUCCUGGCCUGGCUGAAAUGGCUUUCAAUGUGAUCCAAGCAGCGGACAUCGACAUGCGGCCCAUGCUGUUCCGUCAUAUCGUAUUGUCGGGGGGUUCUACCAUGCUGCCCGGGUUCCCCACUCGCCUGGAGCAUGAGCUGAGAAAGUUGUUCCUGGAGCGAGUGCUGCAGAGUGAAGUGGAGCAAGCGCCCAAGUUUAAGAUACGCAUCAAGGAUCCACCAACACGCAGCUAUAUGGUCUACACUGGCGGCUCUAUUCUCGCUGAAGUGACAAAGAAUCGGGAGGAGUUUUGGAUUUCCAAAGAGGAGUACGAGGAGCAGGGCGUUAAAGUGUUGGACAAGCUGAAAAAGAGUGUAACCAAGAAGGAGAAAACUAAGUUGGAUUGAAAUAAAAUAAACUUAAUGGGAAACCAAA